AUGUCUGCAGCUCAUGACCAUGGGAGCCAACCGCAUUCCCACGCCAACGAGCAACCAGGCUUAGAAGUUGUGCCACGCGAACAAGAGAAGUUCGCACGCCCAGACGACCCCACGUGGUCCGGACUCCAAGUCUCCUACCAUUCUUAUUACGAUAGCGGCAAGGAAGCAGUUUCUGAUCACAACGAUACCGACAAAAUACACACAAGCGACAACUCGUCAUGGCAGACGCCCGAUAAGUUCAACUCUUCUGCAGAUGUGAGUGCUCGCUUAGGGGCAACUAUCAUUCAGUACGAUGCUUCAUACCAGCCGCAAACCGAAGUCUUUUACACAAACGAUGACGGUCGUGUCCUCGGAGUGAGUAUCAACGAUGCUCUGAGCCCAAACUACGAAGAAGACAGCAUCAAGAACAUGGUUUUGAACUCGCGUGUCAACAGCAGCGUCGCAGCAUAUUGGCCUUGGGUCAUGUAUCAAGAAAGCAGUGGUGGAAUUGUCGAGGUGCGAAAUCGCCUUCGGACCGAAUUCUCACCGGCAGCCGAGUGGGACAAAAAGAGGCUCAAUGUUUCUGCGGAUAGUGACAGUCGGCUGGCGUUGGUUCCGCUGUCGACCAACUUUAGCAAGAUUGCUGUCCAAGGAGGGUAUGGGAUCUUCUACCAGGUCAAUGGAGCCUUGGUCGCGCUGAUACCGGAUCUUGGAUCCGACGAGCUCGCUACUGAUUAUGCAGACUCAUGGCCUACAGCUGUCACGAAUAUGCCAGGAGGUGCACCGUUUGCUGCGUUCUCAGUUGCCAGAAGCUCGGAUACCCUGCAGAGAGUGUUCACUUAUGUCCUUUACCUCGACAAUGAUGCAAACAUUAGCGUCAUUUACAACGACGCCUCUUCCUGGAAAACUGCUCAGCCAGCUUCGUUGAAGGGUGUCGACGCCGACACCGACAUUACUUGUCUCACUAUGGCCACGACGCACCGCGACUCUUUCACGCAAGAAGUAGUACUUGGGGCGCAGUCUUUCGAUCCAAGGUGCUACUUCCAACGUGAGGGCUUAGUUAGAGAGGUCAUUCUGAGCACUAAUAACGAUUGGGUGGAUAAUGGAAACGUGCCUAUACCGUAA
Messenger RNA from Colletotrichum fioriniae, 1104 nucleotides. The record is from RefSeq and is a predicted model, not a curated record. NCBI's taxonomy places the organism in Eukaryota, Fungi, Ascomycota, Sordariomycetes, Glomerellales, Glomerellaceae.